AUGAAUGUUUACAAUUUUAAUUUUAAGGUUGUCCACUCUACCAAGUCAACAUUGUAUGGAUAUAAUGUUUCUGAGGUUUGGAGAAGGGAAGAAGUGCAAAGAGUAAAUUUACAGACUAUUUAUCCAGAUUAUAAAUGGCCAAAGUUAGCUCAAUCACUGUACAGAGAUCAUGAAGAUUUAAUAAAUAAGCCCGUGGCAAUCCAAGAUAUGAAAUGGUCUCAUGAUGGAACUUCAAUCAUCACAAUAAGCAAUGAUACUGGGAUAAGACAAUAUUUGAUACCAGAAGAAAACACAGAUGAUUCAAUAGGAAAUGAGAACAGAUCAGAUCUUAGUUUGUUGACUCCAUUUACAAGAGGAUUCAAAAAUAAAUCUAUUGUUUGUAGUGAGAUACAUCCAUUAAAUUCUAUGUAUGAUAAGGAUUACAAUUUUGUUUUAUUAAGUUCAAGAGAUAUGCCAAUUCAAAUGUAUGAUUUGAAUAUACAGGAUGAGGAAGAAGAGUAUGAAAAUAUAAGUUUGUUAUCUAAGAGACAUUCAAAUGUCAGAUAUAGCUAUAAUAUAGUGAAUCCAAUGAAUGAAAAAUUUGAGUCCCCAUUUUCUAUUAAGAUAUAUCCACAUCAAUACGACAGAUUUUAUACAGGUGGGCUUAAUAAUAUAAUCAAAAUAUAUGAUUUUAAUAGAAGUUUGCCGAUCUGCGAGUAUUCAGUAAGUAGAAGAAAUAGUAAUAGAUCGAUAAUAUCAUGUUUUGAAGAGAGGUCGAAUAACUAUAUGAUAGAUAAUAAAGUUGUAUUAUGGGCAAGUUAUAAGAAUGAAUUUGGCCGAUUAGAUACCAGAUGUGCAAAAGGAUAUUCGAAAAAUAUAUAUGAAGCUAAGUACCGGCUACCACAAAACUUAGGAAAUGGAAUAUAUCAAAUGAUUCGUAGUGAUAAUGGUCAUUAUUUGUAUAUUUUUUUGAGGAAAAGUGAUAAAAUUCAAAUAUUUGAUAUGAGAAAUAUGGAAAGUAAGUCUAUUAAUGAAUUGAAAUUACCCUUUAAAAUUGGAUAUCAGAAGAUACUAGCUUCGAUGGUGGAAGGCCAAGGGUUGAUGUUAGGCUCUAGUCAAAAUAUAUUAUUAGUAUGGGAUAAAGCAUUGGUUGAGUCGGGUGGUAUAACCAAUAGGGAACAAGUGAAAGACAACUAUGGUUUUCAUGCAAUAUCAAUUGACAAUCUACACAGUUCGACAAAUGGAGCCAGAAUAAAUAUUAUAACACAGAACCCAAACUGGAUCAAUUCAGAUAAUGGUUGUAUUGCCAUUUCGAGUAGUUUUGAUAGAAAUUGCACCAUUGAUGCAACAGCCACUACGAAACUACAAUCUUCAUUAUACGUCCUGGGACUAAAUUAA
Messenger RNA from Arxiozyma heterogenica, 1377 nucleotides. RefSeq names its product Swt21p (gene SWT21). The record is from RefSeq and is a predicted model, not a curated record. The transcript has a single exon. Lineage: Eukaryota; Fungi; Ascomycota; Saccharomycetes; Saccharomycetales; Saccharomycetaceae. Gene Ontology annotation, molecular function: protein binding. Bases 1 to 1377 code for a protein of 458 amino acids.